AUGGUACUCGUCGCGCUGUGGCGGAGGCUGCCGUCGGGUCUGCAGCAAGGUCUCGUGCGCAUCGAUCGCUCCUUCGGCAGAGUGAAGGAAAAAGUCUGUAAAUUUGACAGAAGGACUGGGAUCGUCACCGUCGCAAUUCCGUUUGCGCUGGUGAUGGUUACAACGGUGGGCACCGGCACGCUGGUGAUUGAUCGCCAGUUUGAGCUUCGCUCGCUGCGGCGUCAGUCUGUCUCGCAGCGGCAGCACGAGCAAGAAGAGCAACGCAAACAGUUCCUCCAGUUCCUCGCGCAAACCGACCCCGCAGAACGCCUCGAUAACUCCGUCCCAGUCCCCCGAGACAACUAA
Molecule: messenger RNA, 345 nt
Organism: Besnoitia besnoiti
Lineage: Eukaryota; Apicomplexa; Conoidasida; Eucoccidiorida; Sarcocystidae
Exons: 2
Coding region: 1-345 (114 amino acids)
Source: RefSeq, a predicted model, not a curated record